This is a messenger RNA of Trichosporon asahii var. asahii CBS 2479, 348 nucleotides long. RefSeq names its product N6-adenine-specific DNA methyltransferase 2. The transcript has a single exon. Gene Ontology annotation, molecular function: protein-lysine N-methyltransferase activity. Bases 1 to 348 code for a protein of 115 amino acids. NCBI's taxonomy places the organism in Eukaryota, Fungi, Basidiomycota, Tremellomycetes, Trichosporonales, Trichosporonaceae. The record is from RefSeq and is a predicted model, not a curated record.
AUGUCGCGCGCUCAGAUCAAGGAGGUUAAAGCCGCUGUCGUCCUGCUUGACCCGCCGUACAUCAACAGUGACUGCUUCUCCAAGACUGCAACCACCGCGCGCGCCCUCAGCACGCCCGACACAAGGAUCAUCGCCUGCACCGGCUGGAAGAUCAGGGACACUGUGCAGGACGUCCUCGGAGCGCACAUGGUGAGGUUCCGCCCUGGGCACGCGUGUGGACUGGCGACCACGUUCAGGGCGUAUGUCAACUACGAGGGAGCGGGGCUGUACGAAGCCGACCCGGAUCCCGAAAACGGCGACAACGACGGCACCGCCUUUGCUGGCGCCGGAGGCGUUGAGGCUGCAUAG